Molecule: messenger RNA, 3658 nt
Organism: Coregonus sp. 'balchen'
Lineage: Eukaryota; Metazoa; Chordata; Actinopteri; Salmoniformes; Salmonidae
Source: the annotation of a GenBank genome assembly
AUGAUUCCCUCUAUUUCACUGGUGGUACUAUUGACUGUGUGGGCUUCCGAUGCGAAACAAAUUCCACAGACAAACAGUGCAUCUCUUGAAAAGGAUAUGUUAAAUCUCAACAUUCAAGUCAUUCAAAGCCAUGGUUAUGGUGAUGAGGAUGGAAAACGACUGGAAUGGGACAAGCAGCACAAGAGAGUACCGCGGGGUGCAGAGGACGAGGACACAGACGCAGGUGAACCUCAGUCUACCUUCUCACGGUCUUAUGAGAAUGAGUUCACCACACCCAGAGCUACCCAGUUCUCUAGCUCAACCCUGGACACUGAGGCCAACACAGACUCAACCCUGGACACUGAGGCCAACACAGACUCAACCCUGUACACUGGGGCUAACACAUACUCAACCCUGGACACUGGGGCCAACACAGACUCAACCCUGGACACUGGGGCCAACACAGACUCAACCCUGGACACAAGGGCCACUGGGGCCACCACAGUCGGGGACCAGGGCAACAGCAGCACCUCAGAGAGGGGGAUCACCAACAUCCACAACCCUCUGUACCCGGUGACUGACAGCUCCUACACUGCCUACGCUGUCAUGUUCCUGUCCCUGGUGGUGUUCUCUGUGGGGAUUAUAGGGAACCUGGCUGUGAUGUGCAUCGUCUGGCACAACUACUACAUGAGGAGUACCUGGAACUACAUCCUGGCCAGCUUGGCUUUCUGGGACUUCCUGGUGCUCUGCUUCUGUUUACCUGUGGUGGUCUUCAAUGAGCUCACCAAUAAGAGGCUGCUGGGGGACAUCUCAUGCAGACUGGUGCCAUAUAUGGAGGUGGGUUUGAUUCCCUUAGCCCCCCCACCACCACCACAAACCUCCCCACACACCCCUCAACCCAAACCCCUUAUGCCAUGGUGGAAUCACAUGAAAAUGAUUAAUGAACACAACUAUUUGUACAUGGCUAUAUGAUUAUUGGUCCCUAAUGACAAGUUUAGUACCUGUUGUUGCCUAAAACAAUCAUACAUUUAUUUUUGUUGUUCUUUUGAUGAUAUAAUUAUUGGAUAUUUACACUGAUUUAUUACUUUGUUGCAAACCAGCCCGUGAAAGAAGGUUAUGGGUUGAAUUAUGUUUAUGGUCCACAUAGUAUUGUGAAAUGUUGUAAAUGUUUAAUACUUUUACCAAUUGAAUCUGUACAGUACAUUAUUUUCUGGUAAACCAAAGUUUAUUAACUGAUUACUGUCUGGUAAUAAACAAAACAUUACACAGUUGUAUGUAAGCCAUAUAUUAUAUGUACUAUUUUGAUGUUAUAUAUAUAGAUACUCCAAAUUAAACUCAUCAUUGUAUAUCUCGACAGCUAAUGUAACAGGUCGGAAAGACUUCUUCCAUAUUGUAAUUUAAAUUACAAGUAAAAUGCCCUCCGACUAUAAAAUCAUGUUUUACCACAGGGGCCACAUUCGGUCAUCAACAACGUCCAGAGGGCACCAUUGAACAUUUGUUAUAUUUCCACGCAGUCAAAAAAAUGUAUACAAAAUUGUCCUCUGGCCAUCACUUUGGGAAUUUCUGAUGCUCCCUGACUGUCUAGCUUUCAUUUCUGUGGCUAUUAGCGAGCUAGACACAGUCAAUGAACUAUAUGAAUGUAGGUCCAUAAUCAUUUCUACACAGUUUCGAUUUGGUUUUAGUCAUUUUCAAGGAUAUUGAGUUGCCCCCCCCCCCCCCCCCCCCCCCCCCCCUAAACAGUGUGUGCAGGAUGUGAAAAGUCAAGUUUUUGCUAAUUCCACCCACAUUUGUAGAUUGAAAGAUUACAACAGUCAUAGAAAAACACAGAUAAGCAGAAAGAACAGCCCAUCAUGAAAGAUCUAGCAUAUCUGACAAGUUCUUCCUCUUUGCUCCAUAUAACUCUCCAGGUGACCUCCCUAGGGGUGACAUCCUUCAGCCUGUGUGCCCUGGGUAUUGACCGCUUCAAUGCUACCACCUGCUCCCAGCCCAGAAUUCGGCGGGUGGAGCGCUGCCAGUCUAUCCUGGCCAAGCUGCUGGUCAUAUGGGUGGGCUCCAUGGUGCUGGCGACCCCAGAGCUGCUGUUGUGGCAGCUCAGCCAGGCCGUGUCUCCAGCCACGGGGGCCGUGGUGGACUCCUGCACCAUGAACCCUACCUCCAACCUCCCCGAGUCCAUGUACACCCUUGUCAUUAACUACCAUGAGUGCCGCAUGUGGUGGUACUUUGGCUGCUACUUCUGCCUGCCUGUGGUCUUCACCCUGUUGUGCCAGCUGGCCACCUGCCACGUGUCCAAUGAUGGUAUCCCCCAGCGCCUGGAAGAGCACUCCCCAUCCAAGAAGCAGAAGACACAACACAGCCAACAGGUGGAGCGCCAGCUCAACUACACCGUGAUGGCCCUGGCCGUGGUCUACGGCAUCUGCGCCCUGCCGGAGAACGUGUGCAACAUCGUCCUGGCCUACACUGCCAUGCCCAUCUCUGACAACACUGCCACCCUGCUGGCUCUCAUCAACCAGUUCUCCCUGUUCUUCAAGUCGUCGGUGACGCCUGUGCUGCUGCUGUGCCUCUGUAAGUCCCUGGGUCAGGCUUUCAUGGACUGUUGCUGCUGCUGCUGCUGUGAGGAGUGCCAACCCAGUGGCUCCCAUUCCCCUGGCACCGAGGCCAAACUCAAGAGCACCAACGAGAUGUCCUCCUCCAUCUUCUUUGACAAAGCCAAGGACAGCUCCACCAUCCUGUCGAUCAGCGGGUCCAGCUGAGCUGGCCUCUCCUGCCAACCUUUCUUUCCCUCAGAUCACCUGACCUGGUUAGACGUGGUAACGAAGCAACUCACCUUUCAGCAGUGGACAUUCAAACCUCAACCUCACCCCCCUUUCCUCCUACCACACAGGGAUCAGAUGCUGAAUCUCUCCAUGGACACACCUUUGUUUUCAGUAUUGUUAGUCAGAAGAUAGGGACCAUUGCCAGCGUCACCUUCUCUACCCUUAAUGUCAGUAAUGUCUCUCCUUCUGAUGUUCUCUCCAAAUAGAAACCACAACCCAUCCAGUUUUAAGGUGGUUCAUUUUACAGGAAGUUCAGACUAAAUGCAGACUAGAGAGAAGAAGGAGAGAGCUCCAUUUAAUAUCCUUGUAGAAGUGUCACCCCAAUCAUUUGUAUUCAAAAAUAAACUGAGUCUUAUGUUAGAUUAUUAUGCUAGGUUUGACUAACAACCCCAGAGUAUCCAGCACUGAGAUCAUUCUUUUGUUGAUGUCGCAGCCUAUUAACAUAUCUGUUAAACGAUGUGUGUUGGCUCUUUAGCCUACACAGACAAGUGUGCCUUUCUUUAUGCCCCCCAAUUAGUGAUGCAGCUACUUCAUCUUUAGCCAUCCCCGUGUCAUUGUAUCAAUUAUUGUUUUGAGUUAUAUUAAUAAUCAAGAGGUUUAGACAUGGUAAUUUCCAUCAAAUCAAAGUUCUGUGAAUAAUGCAACAUUAUUUUACUAGAUAACCAUGAGAAGUCACUGUACAGAAGUCAAGGUUAUAAACCGGUUAGAAGGAGGUUAGGAGGGAAGUCAGACAGAAUUUUGUGAUUAAGAGAAAAAAAGUUCUGAGACCUAAAUCCACCAGCUGUAGUUGUCUUUAAUUUAUCCAAUAAAGGUUUGUAAUUUAUCAGCGCUUGUCAUGUUUCUCGCAAAAAGAUUUAAUAAACGUU